AUGGGCAACUUUUUUGGUGCCUGUCCUGUGUACACCAACAGUGGUGAUAGACAGGUCGGCCGUAAAGCUCAAAUGUCCAAUAUUGCUGCGGCCAAGACUGUUGCCGACAUAAUCCGAUCCUGCCUUGGCCCCAAGGCCAUGCUCAAGAUGCUCCUCGACCCCAUGGGCGGUAUCGUGCUGACAAACGAUGGACAUGCCAUCCUCCGAGAGAUCGAAGUCUCGCACCCUGCGGCCAAGAGCAUGAUUGAGCUGAGCCGGACACAAGACGAGGAGGUGGGUGAUGGUACAACCUCGGUCAUCAUCAUGGGUUGGUUUUCCCUGUCCUUUCCCUGUGCUUAUUCUGGAAGCGGCAGAAGAGAGGAAAAGUCACUGACCAUGGACUGGCGUAUACGCAUAGCCGGCGAGAUUCUCGCACACGCCCUCCCCCAGCUCGAGCGCAACAUCCACCCCGUCGUCAUCAUCUCGGCCUUUAAGCGCGCCCUCAAGGAUGCCGUCGAUAUCAUUGACGAGAUCUCCAACCCCAUCGACGUCAACGACGACGAAGCGAUGGCCAAGCUCAUCUCGUCCUCCAUCGGCACCAAGUUCGUCUCGAGGUGGAUGGACCAGAUGUGCUCGCUGGCCCUCAAGGCCGUCCGGACAGUCACCUGGGAGGCCGGGAACGGCAAGACCGAGGUCGACGUCAAGCGCUACGCCCGUAUCGAAAAGGUCCCCGGAGGCCAGAUCGAGGACAGUACGGUUCUCGACGGUGUCAUGGUCAACAAGGACAUUACCCACCCCAAGAUGCGCCGGCGCAUCGAGAACCCGCGCAUCGUGUUGCUGGACUGCACGCUCGAGUACAAGAAGGGCGAGUCGCAGACCAACAUCGAGAUCUCCAAGGAGGACGACUGGAACCGCGUCCUGCAGAUUGAGGAAGAGCAGGUCAAGGCCAUGUGUGAUGCCAUCAUUGCCGUCAAGCCUGACCUUGUCAUUACCGAGAAGGGUGUUUCGGACAUUGCUCAGCACUUCUUCAUGAAGGCCAACAUCACAGCCCUGCGUCGUGUGCGCAAGACGGACAACAACAGGAUCGCCCGCGCGACGGGGGCGACGAUUGUGAACCGCGUGGCCGACCUCCAGGAGUCCGACGUGGGUACCGGAUGCGGCCUGUUUGAGAUUGACAAGAUCGGCGACGAGUACUUCACCUUCCUCACAAAGUGCAAGGACCCCAAGGCGUGCACCAUCCUGCUGCGCGGCCCGUCCAAGGACGUCCUCAACGAGAUCGAGCGCAACCUGCACGACGCCAUGGGCGUGGCGCGCAACGUCAUGUUCCACCCCCGCCUGUCGCCCGGCGGCGGUGCCACCGAGAUGGCCGUGUCGGUGCGCCUGUCCCAGCUGGCCAAGAGUAUCGAGGGCGUGCAGCAGUGGCCGUACCGCGCCGUGGCCGAGGCGCUCGAGGUGAUCCCCCGCACGCUGGUCCAGAACGCGGGAAAGAGCCCCGUGCGCGUGCUGACGGAGCUGCGGGCCAAGCAGGCCGAGGGCAACAGCUCGUGGGGCAUCGACGGCGACUCGGGCGCCAUCGUCGACAUGAAGGAGUACGGCGUGUGGGAGCCUGAGGCCAUCAAGCUUCAGAGCAUCAAGACGGCCAUCGAGGCAGCCUGCCUUCUCCUGCGCGUCGACGACAUCUGCAGCGCCAAGAAGGGCCAGCCCGGAUACGCACCGGGAACCGGUCAGGGCGAUGAGUAA
This is a messenger RNA of Geosmithia morbida, 1719 nucleotides long. RefSeq names its product T-complex protein 1 subunit gamma. Gene Ontology annotation, molecular function: ATP binding; ATP-dependent protein folding chaperone; ATP hydrolysis activity. Gene Ontology annotation, biological process: protein folding. Bases 1 to 1719 code for a protein of 572 amino acids. The transcript has 4 exons. Lineage: Eukaryota; Fungi; Ascomycota; Sordariomycetes; Hypocreales; Bionectriaceae. Gene Ontology annotation, cellular component: chaperonin-containing T-complex. The record is from RefSeq and is a predicted model, not a curated record.